Molecule: messenger RNA, 1616 nt
Organism: Cladophialophora immunda
Lineage: Eukaryota; Fungi; Ascomycota; Eurotiomycetes; Chaetothyriales; Herpotrichiellaceae
Exons: 1
Coding region: 137-1537 (466 amino acids)
Source: RefSeq, a predicted model, not a curated record
GGCACACACACCUAUAUCUAUCUAUCUAUCGAUCUGUCUGUCUUUAGAUAUAGAGUCCAUUCGACCAUUACAUCCCAGCACUCGAAGCCACAGUCAACGCUACACCGAUAUCUCACACAACACAACAGCCGCCAAUAUGUGCGGUUCCAAAGCACCGAGAGACUCCAAGACUCCAACGCCAUACUACAACUAUGCUGCGCAGUCACAGCAACAGUAUGGCGCCUACACCCACGGCUACCACGAGUCCGCACGCAUGAGCCCGAACCAACCGCCGCCGCCAACCUAUACCGAAGCCAUCGACGAGUCCAUCCACUCCAGCCACAAGACGGCCGAAGUCGCCUAUCCCUACCCCUACCCGCAACCACUCCCGUCACCAGUCUCGCCCCGGGGCUCUCUUUCUCCCUCCCAGUCAUAUCUCCCAAGACCGCUUUCGCCAGCCCUCCCUCUCUCCCCUUCCCAGUCCCAGCUUCCGACCCCAGUUUCACCAGGCCGGUCUCUGUCUCCGUCGCAGUCGCGUAUCCCCAAACCCAUUGCCAUCCCCGCGACCCUCGCGCGGUACGGCUCGCCCUUUCUGCGCGCCUACCCGCCCUGUCUCGCGCAGUACCACAUCUCGCCGACGCUGUUCCUCUCGUUCCUCGACACGCUGAAUCGCGUGGCCGUCAAGUCUCCGCCGCUGAUGGCGCUCAGUCUGGCCGGGAACAUCGUGGGCACGGUCCCGGAGCCGACGGCCCAGAUCGUCGGCGGCGUGGUCAACCUCGCGGCCGAGGUGUCCUCGGGGGUGAUCCAGCGCGGACGCACCGAGAUCGAGCUGCGGCGCGCCAACACCGACAUCUUCGGCCCGCGGGGCCUGAAGGUCGAGAUCGCAAAGACCGAGGCCCUGGCCAAGCUGGUCGGCAUGGACGGCGUCUUCGACGACGACGGCAAGCUCAACAGGAAGGCGCGGCUGUUGCUGCCCCUGGACGGCGUCGAGGCAGACGAUGGCGCAGGAGGCGACGUGAGCGGGCAGCAGCGGAGGCUGGACGCCAUGAGGCCGUGGAUCGCCGAGCUGGACAUCACGCCGCUGCCGGAGAUCGACGUGCCCACCAACGCCAUGAGCCGGCUGAACGUCAAGAUCAACGAGCGGGACCGGCGCAACGGCGAGAAGAAGCUGAUCGAGAAGCGGAACAAGGUCCAGACCCAGUACGAGAAGGACGCCGGCAAGGCCCAGCGCGAGUUCGACCGCGAAAUGGCCAAGAUCAACAAGGACCUCGACAAGCACCUGCGCGAGGUGGACGACAAGCUGGCCGAGGCCACGCGGAAGCAGAAAUCCCGAGACGUCGCCAAGCUGGAACGGGACCGGCAGAGGGUCUUGGACAGGUACGACCGAGAGAGGAGGAAGGAGGAGAAGGACUUCCAGAAGGAGAUGAGGGAGGCCGAGAAGGACAGGAUGAGCGACGACAAGGAGGAGAAGAACAUGCGCAAGCUCAACUGGCUGGUCAUAAGGGAGCUGAAUGCCUGGAGCGGGGAUGGGCCCAAUCCGUAUCUCCCAACGCCCUAGUCAAGGCGGUUUUCUUGACGGGUAUAGAGAAAAUGUAUAGUACUCAUGGAGUUUCCUGGCGCGAUUCAGCAUCCUCUGC